GAAAAAUAGGAAAAAGAGGAGCAGCAGUUAGUUUAGUUUAGUAGGCAUAGCAUAUGGAUGGAUAGUGGGGCCUAUUCCAAUGGAAUCCAAUACAAUACAAUAAUGAAAUGAAAAGAAAAACAAAAGUGUCACUCUUUCUUCUUUACUAGUAAUCCGUUGUUGUUGUUUGUUGUUACAGACGGUGAUCAUUGACCGAAGAAGAAGAAGAAUGGGUUUGAUUUGGAACAGAGUUGAUAGACAGGACAUCAAACCUGGCGACCAUGUCUACACCUAUAGAGCUGUUUUCGCUUAUUCUCAUCACGGCAUUUUUGUUGGGGGUAGCAAGGUUGUACAUUUCAGACCAGACACUAAAAACUUCAAGUCAAUCACCGACGCCACAUCUUCAAACUCAGACGACAAUCUAACACCGACACCGUGUCCAACCUUUCCUGAUUGUGGAUUCAGACAACCAAAUAGUGGAGUACUUCUUUCUUGCUUAGACUGUUUCCUUAAAAAUGGUUCUCUUUACUCUUUUCAAUAUGGAGUUUCGCCCACAGUUUUUCUCACCAAAUUAAGGGGCGGAACAUGCACUACUGCAUUAUCUGACCCACCUGAAACUGUUAUCCAUCGAGCUAUGUAUCUUCUUCAAAAUGGUUUCGGUAAUUAUGAUGUUUUUCAUAACAACUGUGAGGAUUUUGCAAUGUAUUGCAAAACUGGUCUUUUGAUUGUAGAUAAACAAGGAGUUGGUAGAAGUGGUCAGGCUUCUUCUGUUAUUGGUGCUCCUUUGGCUGCAAUGCUUUCUUCUCCUCUUAAAUUGUUAGUGCCGAGUCCUGUUGGUAUCGCUACCGUCACAGCAGGAAUGUACUGCAUGAGUAGAUAUGCAACUGACAUUGGUGUUAGAAGUGAUGUGGUCAAGGUUGGUGUAGAAGACUUGGCUAUCAAUUUGGGAUGGAAUUGUCCCGAUGAUGCGGAGGAAGAAGAAGAUGAGGUAGUUGGAAAUGGAACUUCUAACUCGCCGAUUAUCAUAGAAUAAACCAUAUGAUCUUGUGCACAUGAAAACCUCUGCAUAUGUUAUUCUAAAUUGUUACAUUAUAUUAUACUAGUAAGUUGGUCGCAGAUAUAAUCUUCAUUUUACAUCUGCUGUACUGAUAUAUAAGGCUUUUCUCUUUUCUUUUACUUUUCCUUACCAUCAUAGUUGGUGUCUAGUUACUUGUGUUGGGCAUGGGAUGUUGUAAUUGCAAUAAGACUUGUAGUAGCAACUAAUAAUGUUUAAUUAUUAAAUCUUUAAUUAUCCUUUCA
This is a messenger RNA of Trifolium pratense (red clover), 1278 nucleotides long. Its product is annotated as protein LEAD-SENSITIVE 1. The transcript has 2 exons. Lineage: Eukaryota; Viridiplantae; Streptophyta; Magnoliopsida; Fabales; Fabaceae. The record is from RefSeq and is a predicted model, not a curated record. Bases 209 to 1012 code for a protein of 267 amino acids.